AAGAGCCACAACCCAGUGCAAAGAUUUUAGUUUUACCUUCAAAAAUACGCAACGCCAACUGGUGUUGUUGCUUUUUCAACACAUGACAUCAAGUCCAUCUUUAUGAUAUUCUCUCUAUUAGCUUUUAAGGCGAAGCUGCCGUCAAACUGACGGGGUUUUAAUUUUUAAAGAAACACAACAAGCUGCUCUGAGGACAAGGAAGCCAACUGUCAACAAAGAGACCGCAGCUGCACGUUGCUGUCUGUGUUUUGCUCAGAGUGUCGCACUUUAACCGAACUGACCGGACAGCGUUAAUCAGGCCGACAUGACGGGGAUAACCUCUCCAGAGAAGGCGUCCGGCUCCAAGAAGAAGAGCGAGAGGAAGUCUGCCUGCAAAGAGGAGUACAGACAGCUGUCCAGCAUCAUGGGAGUCAUGAACAACCUGAGGAAACAGGGCACCCUCUGUGAUGUGACCCUGGUGGUUCAGGGGAAACACUUCCCUGCCCACAGAGUUGUGCUGGCAGCUGCAAGCCACUUCUUCAGCCUCAUGUUCACUACUAGAAUGAUGGAGUCGAUGUCCCAUGAGGUGGAGCUCAGGAGCGCUGAGCCCGAGAUCAUUGAGCUCUUGAUUGAAUUUAUUUACACAGCUCGAAUUUCAGUGAACAGCAGUAAUGUCCAAUCCUUGCUGGAUGCAGCCAACCAGUACCAAAUUGAGCCUGUGAAGAAGAUGUGUGUGGAGUUCCUCAAAGGACAGAUUGAUGCAACAAACUGCCUGGGUAUUUCAGCCCUUGCAGACUGUAUGGACUGUCCAGAGCUGAAAGCAGCAGCGGAGGACUUCUUCCAGCUGCACUUCACUGAAGUCUACAAAUUGGAUGAGUUCCUGCAACUGGACGUUACACAGCUCACAUAUCUACUGCAUCAGGACAAACUCACUGUCCGUGCUGAGGCCCAGAUUUAUGACGCAGCAGUGCGCUGGCUGAAGUACGACGUGUGUAACAGACAGCAGUACAUGGUGGAGGUGCUGGGGUGUGUUCGCUUCCCUUUGGUCUCUAAGACCUUCCUGUCUAAGACAGUGCAGGCGGAGCCCCUCAUCCAGGACAACCCACAGUGCCUGAAGAUGGUCAUCAGUGGGAUGCGCUACCACCUGCUGUCCCUGGAGGACCGCGAGGACCUGGGAGAGAGCAGCCGACCGAGACGGAAGAAGCACGACUACCGCAUCGCUCUGUUUGGAGGCUCCCAGCCACAAUCGUGCCGCUACUUCAACCCCAAGGACUCCAGCUGGACAGACAUCCGCUGCCCCUUCGAGAAGCGCAGGGACGCCACAGCUGUCUUCUGGGACAAUGUGGUCUACAUCCUGGGCGGGUCACAGCUCUUCCCCAUCAAGCGCAUGGACUGCUACAACGUCCUGAAGGACAGCUGGUAUUCCAAGCUGGGUCCACCCACACCACGUGACAGUCUGGCUGCCUGCGCUGCCCAGGGCAAGAUCUACACAUCUGGGGGGUCAGAAGUGGGUAGCUCAGCGUCUGACCUUUUCGAAUGUUACGACACAAGGACAGAGUCGUGGCAGGUGAAAACCAGCAUGCUGAUGGCCCGCUGCAGCCACGGCUCAGUGGAGGCUAACGGGCUCAUCUACGUCUGUGGAGGAACGGUGGGCAACAAUGUGUCUGGCAGGGUCCUCAACAACUGUGAGGUCUAUGACCCCAACACACAACAAUGGAGGGAGCUGUGUGGGAUGAGAGAGGCCAGGAAGAACCACGGGCUGGUGGUGGUCAACAACAGGAUCUAUGCUGUUGGAGGGCAGGGGGGACUAGGUGGACUGGACUCUGUGGAGUACUACGACAUUGCCAGUAAUGAGUGGCGUGCUGCCUCGCCAAUGCCGUGGCGAGGUGUGACGGUUAAGUGUGCAGCAGUCGGCGACGUUAUCUAUGUGCUGGCAGGGUUCCAAGGUGUGGGGCGGCUGGGACACGUCCUGGAGUACCACACUGACACCGACAGGUGGGUGACUUGCAGCAAGGUGCGAGCGUUUCCCGUCACCAGCUGCCUGAUCUGCGUGGUCGACACAUGUGGAGUCAACGAAGACGAAGACAUGGACCUCAUAGACUCUCAGUCACACACUGCGUCCGCCACCCCUCCAUCUUCUUCAACCUCAUCAUCCUCAUAGGACGAGAGGAGGUUUUUGUGUGUAUUAAGUUGUGACGUUUGAUGACAGUUGUGGCUGCCACUGCAUGGAGGCCUCCAAUAGAAUAUGGAGGAGAUGGUUUACAUGAUGCCUCAUGUAAACCAGACCUGGCUCUUCAGGAAGAGUCACCCAAGUCUAGACAGCUCAUGCAAGUGUGAAUAUGCAUAUUCACGUGUAUAUGUAGGUAGUUAUGUUAACUAUGUCGAGUGGCCAAAUUUAUCUUUAACUUUUAUCUGUACCUGAAAUGCAGGACCUAAUGUUAAAGUUCCGGUUGGACAGUAUCCACAAAUUUAUGUUUUAGGGGACAAGGAGACUUUUAAUGAGAGAGGUUUGUCUCAGGUUGGAUACACAGAUUGGUUUACCAAAAAAGGAGACAACUGAUGAAUACAGUCAGAGAAUUGAGAAUUUAAGUUCUUCACAUUUUAAAGACGUUUGUAAUUUUGUUUUUUUAGCUUGUGAGUUACGUACUGUUUGAGAGUGUAGAUAUACUGCAUUUAUGAAUCGAUGGGUCUUGGUUGUGUUGUGUUGUGUGCGUGUGUGUGUAUAUAUAUAUAUUUAAU
Molecule: messenger RNA, 2718 nt
Organism: Toxotes jaculatrix (banded archerfish)
Lineage: Eukaryota; Metazoa; Chordata; Actinopteri; Toxotidae
Gene: klhl7
Product: kelch-like family member 7
Exons: 12
Coding region: 305-2140 (611 amino acids)
Biological process (GO): protein ubiquitination
Cellular component (GO): Cul3-RING ubiquitin ligase complex
Molecular function (GO): protein binding
Source: RefSeq, a predicted model, not a curated record